Molecule: messenger RNA, 453 nt
Organism: Loa loa (African eye worm)
Lineage: Eukaryota; Metazoa; Nematoda; Chromadorea; Rhabditida; Onchocercidae
Exons: 3
Coding region: 1-453 (150 amino acids)
Source: RefSeq, a predicted model, not a curated record
AUGAAGUCAACUUUAGCAUCUCAAACUGCGCCAUCUUCAUCAAACAGUCGACAGUACACACGAACUAUGACUCACUACAUGCCAUCUUACAAGGCAAUAAUGACAGCGAAUGGUCAAAAGACAUGUCUAAGUCUAGCAUUUAAUAUUGUUUGUAGCCCUUUUGUCAUAAUGGGUAUUUUAUUAAACAAAAUUACGCAUAACCACCAGCUUGACUAUCGCAACAGGCCUCCCGCUGCAAAAGAACCCAUAAUACCGCCAAUGGUACUGACCAAAAGAACCUCUCUCCCUCCCCACACUCCGACCUCUAAUCAUACAACUCGACAAUCACAACAGGCAACCACGCGAACUGAUCAAAAACUUUGCCGCCAAAAAUCACUUCGGACGCGGCUUACUAAACCGCGGCAUUGCGUUAUGCAACUACGACCGUUGCGGACAACUCGUGAAACUGCGUAG